Messenger RNA from Chondrus crispus (carragheen), 192 nucleotides. RefSeq lists its product as hypothetical. The transcript has a single exon. The record is from RefSeq and is a predicted model, not a curated record. Lineage: Eukaryota; Rhodophyta; Florideophyceae; Gigartinales; Gigartinaceae. The coding region runs from base 1 to 192 and encodes 63 amino acids.
AUGUCGACCCUUGGUCAUGAAGUAACUUUUUCGUUCAGAAAAUGUGAUACACGCAACUGCCCAAGAUCAGGGAUGCACAAGAAUGUACGCGGUACUCUUUCACAGAGAUUGAUGCGUGGACCCAUCCGUUCGAUCUGGAACACACAAAACAAAAAAAAAACAAAAGUGGGAAAGCCUUUCCCGAAAGCUUGA